CACAGUAACACAGUGCCAGCAGGCGGUAAGGUUGGUGCAAGAGUUGAACAGCGGCGGCCAAGGCCAGUAAGUUUGAACCCCUCCCACCCCCUCCACUAGAACUUUCACUGGUGCAGCAAACAGCUGAUGAGUGAGCAGCUCCACAAUCCUUCACUUUUCGGCUUCAACAUCUUCAGACAACAGAGUGCACUAUGAUUGUCAACGCUUUACACCUAACGAUGGCGCUAGCGGUGGUGUCACUGAUUGGGAUGGUGGAGGCACGCCCAGCUGGUCCUGUGCUCUCAUUGGUCGGCCUGCUCAAGGACAGUGUUGCCGGGACGCCACAGUUCUUCAACAAGCAGAAGUGGGACUUCGAUCCGGACGUCGCCAGUCGACGACAAGUCGAAUUUCAAAAGGUUCACGGCUACCGAUCAUUAAAACUGAUAGAGGAGCUGGGUUUGGGCGAAGACGGAAGGAAACUGGAGAGGUUGCAGCAGCAGAGGUUACGUGACCAGUACGUGCCUGUGAGUGGCCCAAUCUACGAGCACAGACGGUAGUGACAUUGACCUCGUCACAAUAUACUGCGCGCACAUAACCAAACUAGUUCCGUUGAAAUCAAUGAAUAUUGAUUUCCAAAGAAAUUUGGUUGUAUUGCGAUCAAUAUGUAAACGGAUAUUGAUUUAAAUCUAAAAUAUUGGUUGUUUUGCGAUCAAUAUUGAAAAACAAUUUGUUGCAAUCAAUACUGAUGAAGGCUAGAUAACCAUUUAUUGUGGGAUAACAAUGUUAGCUUAGAACUUAGAUGAAUAUUAAUUUGUCACACAUUAACAAUCAAUUUUAUAUAGUUACCUACUGUAUUAAUUGUAUCAAUCAAUACCAUCUUCCAAAUAAGGAAUUAUUAUGAAUGGAAAUCUGUUACCAAGAUAAAGCCUACUAAUUAGUUACCAAAAAAAAGAACAUGACCUGCUAACAGAACUCCCCAAAAUACUCAGGGUUAGAGCAGAGGAUAUUAUUAAAUAUAUUGUAAAUAAUUAAAAUAAAUAUUAGGAUAUAAUAUAUUUAUUUUUUGCAUACCUAAAACUAAAAAUUGAACUUUCAAGAGCUUGACAUCUUUUAUAAGUAUAUUUUUUCUAUUGGAUUAAAUUUUCAGGAUAGAGUAAAAAAUACAUCAGAUGUGGAAAGCCAUUGAGAUUGGAAGGACCAUUAAUUUUUUAGUUUCAAAAAGAAAAUGCUCUUUAUGAAUCUAAACAUAAUGUUUAUGUUUUUCUGAAUCUCUUGUUGUUUUCUUUUCAAUAAGAUGUGUCAGUUUAAAUAUAAAGCUAUUUAAUUCAAUUUGUUAUAGGCUAUUCAAAAUAGUUUAUCAUAAUAAAAUAUUUGUUAAUCCUGAAUUUAAAUAUCCCGGAGAGUAUAAUUAUCUUUCUCGGGCCACCACAUGUUCCGGAUGGACACUAAUAGCCGGUCCCGGCUGUCUAAAAGCAGUCGAUAAGCCAUGUCAGAGACCCUGCAAUUGAUCAGGUGCGACCUGAAAAAUCCGAGACUAGACCUGAGCCAGCCAUGGACACUCGGCAUCCAUUUUAUUCAUUUGAAAUAUUAAAAUGGGGUUUGUACUAUAUAUUUAUUAUGUAGGAUACCCAUUGCGAAACUGUGUAACUAUACCUUAUACUUAAAUUGCUAGGAUUGGAGUAGAUUGUUUCAAAAUCAAAUUCGACAUUCUAUCCUCAAAAUCAAAAAAUUAAGACUGAUAUUGAUUUUAUUAUUAUCAAUACCUAAAUUGCUAAAACUUGUAAAACUUAGUUGAAAUUAUAAAGAAACAGCUGGAAAUAUUCUAGGAUGAAUAUGUCAGAUCACUAGAUAGGUUAUUAAAGACAGAAUAAUUUAGAUAGGAUCGGAUAAGGUAGUUUUAGUAGAUUUCUUAUGUUCCUAUAUUCAUUUAAUAAAAAUGUAAAUAAAUUAAGGUUGACUACUU
Molecule: messenger RNA, 1942 nt
Organism: Nilaparvata lugens (brown planthopper)
Lineage: Eukaryota; Metazoa; Arthropoda; Insecta; Hemiptera; Delphacidae
Exons: 3
Coding region: 192-536 (114 amino acids)
Source: RefSeq, a predicted model, not a curated record